AUCCAAUUUGUCAGCAUAUUUCUAUAUUUUCACAAAAGUUAGGCCCUUCCAUGCUACCCUCCAUCCUCUACAAAAUCCUGACUUGUGGCUGCCUUUCCUUCCCAGGAAUUCGCUCAGUUUCUCUCGAGGGAGCCUGCUCUGGUGAAGCCAACAAUCUUCAUUUUCAGAACUAGUAUUUACACUGUUUAUUCAACAGUAGCUAGGGGUAAGGGGAUAUAGCUCAGUGGCACAGUGCCUGCCUGGCAAUCACAAGGUCAUGUUUGAUACCCAGUACCACACACACACACACAAAAAAAAAAAAAAAAAAAAGACUGGGGGUGUGGGGUGUAUGUGGUGGGGAUAGAGUAGAAGGAGGCCUGCCCUGCCUCCUGGUGAUGAGAGGGCAGGUCCCUAGCUACUCCCAAGGCUGCUUGCUGAAGGCCAGGGAGGAAAAAUCAGGGAGCCAAGGAGGCCCUGGAAAACAACCUGGACCCAAGAGACUGGAUUCCUGGAUGUCAGGUAGCAGGCUUGAGGGAAGCCAGCGUCCAGCCUUAACAUUGCUUCUCUGGCUGUGCUGGUGGUACACACCUAAAAUCACAGAGGUUGAGGCAGAAGGACUGCUGCAAAUUUGAGGCCAGUCUAGGAUACGUAGUUCAAGACCAAUCUGAACUACAUAGUAAAACCUUGUCUCAAAAAACAAAACAAAACAACAACAACAAUAUUUCUCUGUCCCUAUCUACAGGGAAGCCUUUCCUAAGGCAAAACCCAAAGUCCUAUUUGUCAAAGGAAUCCAGCUACAUCUGCCUGUUUCAGGAAAAACUGGGCCAUUUGUAUUUUAUUUUAUUUUUGUGGUACUAAGGAUUGAACCCAGAGCCUUUACACUGAACUGUGAUCACAUGUUCAGCCCUUUUUACUUAUUUUAUUUUUAAAAUUUUGAGGCAGGAUCUUGUUAUGUUGCCCAAUUAGGCUCAAACUCAGGAUCCUCCAGCUUCAGGUUUCCGGAGUAUUGGGAUUUCAGGCAUGCCACUACGCCUGUCACUUGUUUUUUGUAUCAAUAGAUAACUGACUCUACCCAAUUCCCAGAUGUCACCAUGGGAGCAUAGCAGGUGCACACACACAGGUUCAUUUUUAAAGAACACAGUCAAAUGAGGAGCAAGGAAAUAAACUAUGAUAGGCCUACUUGUGGGGAUAAAUACUAUAGGUCAGUGGUGCUGAAAAAAGGGACACAUGUCUCUCCUGUUCGCAGAAUGUGUUCAUUCACUUCAUCCAGUUUAAGGGGUCCUUAGACCUGACUGAGGUUGAGUCUAGACCUUUCCACCAGCUAGGGUGCCAAAGGUCCGUAAGCCUCUGGAGAAUACUGAGGCAGACACCCACCCAGCGUUUAGCGUCCCUUUGAUCUUUCCUACGACAGUCUGCCCCACUGCAGGUUUAUGGAGAAAGGAAAUCUUGCAUCAGAUUUAGAAGGAUGAGUAGGUGGGAUGAGUGUGCCCAAGCUAUAAGCUAUUUCCACCAUUUAGUAUGAGAGAGAGGACAGAAAUAACUAACUGCCUUUUGCUCAUUCUAUCUCUAUGCCAGGUCCAUAGAACGUUUUCUAGAUUAGCAAACCCCUAGGUGGACAAAGGCACAAUAGAUACAAAGGUGAAAUCAGACUGAAAUAUGUCAAAACUACACAUACAUAGACUCCGAUAUUGGGCUGCGCAGGCAGACAGCCACAAAACUGCAGAGAUGUGAGUACAAAGGCAAUCUCCGCGACAGCUAGUCAAUGAACUAAGGGACUGAAAUUCGAACUCUCAGGACUGUGUGUGCAAAUUCCGAGCCCCUCCAGAGCACUCAACAAGGGGCGGGGCCUCGGGGGCGGAGCUUCCAGGGGCGGGGUCAAGGGUCAGAAAGCGGAGGCGUGCCCAAGAUGGCGGCCUCCAUGUGCGAAGUGUUCUCUUUCUGCGUGGGCGUGGCGGGUUCGGCCGGGAUUGCAGUGGAAGUCCGAUUCGUGAGUAGCGCCAAGGGAAAGGGACUGUUUGCCACACAACUGAUCCGGAAGGGAGAAACGAUCUUCGUGGAAAGGCCCCUGGUGGCUGCACAGUUUCUCUGGAAUGCACUUUAUCGCUACCGAGCCUGUGACCACUGCCUCCGGGCUCUGGAAAAGGCAGAGGAAAAUGCCCAGAGGCUGACUGGGAAACCAGGCCAGGUUCUCCCUCACCCAGAGCUAUGUACUGUGCGCAAGGACCUCCACCAGAACUGUCCCCACUGCCAGGUGAUGUACUGCAGUGCAGAAUGUCGGCUGGCAGCUGCGGAGCAAUACCACCGGGUCCUGUGCCCAGGCCCCUCUCAGGAUGACCCCCUGCAUCCUCUUAAUAAGCUGCAGGAGGCAUGGAGGAGUAUUCACUACCCACCUGAGACUGCAAGCAUCAUGCUCAUGGCCCGAAUGGUGGCCACAGUGAAGCAAGCCAAGGAUAAGGACCGUUGGAUCAGGCUUUUCUCCCAGUUCUGUAACAAAACGGCCAAUGAAGAGGAAGAGAUUGUCCACAAACUCCUGGGGGACAAAUUCAAGGGUGAACUAGAACUUCUGCGGAGACUCUUCACAGAGGCUCUCUAUGAGGAAGCACUCAGCCAGUGGUUCACUCCAGAUGGAUUCAGGUCUCUCUUUGCCCUUGUUGGGACCAACGGACAAGGAAUUGGGACCAGCUCCUUGAGCCAGUGGGUCCAUGCCUGUGAUGCUCUAGAGCUGAAGCCUCAGGACCGCGAGCAGCUGGAUGCCUUCAUUGACCAGCUGUACAAGGACAUCGAGGCAGCUACCGGCGAGUUCCUUAACUGUGAAGGGUCUGGCCUCUUCGUGCUUCAGAGCUGUUGUAACCACAGCUGUGUCCCCAAUGCAGAGACCUCCUUCCCAGAAAACAACUUCCUUUUGCAUGUCACCGCCCUGGAGGAUAUUAGCCCAGGAGAGGAAAUCUGUAUCAGCUACCUAGACUGCUGUCAGCGGGAACGCAGCCGCCACAGCCGCCAUAAGAUCCUCAGGGAGAACUAUCUGUUUGUCUGUUCCUGCCCCAAAUGCUUGGCAGAGGCUGAUGAACCCAAUGUGACCUCAGAGGAGGAGGAAGACGAGGAGGAGGAAGGAGAGCCAGAAGAUGCAGAGCUAGGGGAUGAGAUGACUGAUGUGUGAGGUUGCCCUCCCUGGAAGGGGCCCUGCCCCAGACCCUGCCAGAAGAGGAGCCUUUCCCCCAGAGAAGAGGCUUGGAAGAAACUCCCCAUUACCUGCUUUCCCCCUUCCAGCACUCUGCCAGAGCGUGAGACGAGGGCUGCAUCCUAGGCCCUAAGCACUGCUGCUGAGUUGCUCCGGCCCUGUGCCAUCACCGAGCCUUCCAGAACUGACCUCCCUUGAGUUUACUCCAUGUAGGUGUGAGGGGGUUGGAACCAGGCUCUGGGCCUACCAGUGUUUCUUAGUCCACACUCACCUGUCCACCAGAGGCUUCUCCCCUCAUCUGAUUAUUGGCUUAUUUUGAGGGGUAACAGUGGCAUAUCUCAUAGCACACCAGUAUCAUUGAAGUGGGAAUGGCAGGUGUGAUGCUUCCCUAUCUCACACCUGCCACAGCUGUAGCUGAUAGGAUGAGCCAGAGGAUACAGGCAGAAAGGAGGAUCUGGGCCUCCAGAGCACCUUCCUUCAGGCUGGCUGCCAGGGAACACUAGACCAGGGACAUUUCCCCUCCUGUCCAGUUCUCACACUUUGGACAUCAGGAGAAGUGGAGAUUAACCCCUUCCCUAGAUACCAGAAUCUCUGUACCUCGUGCCUUGACUCCUAGGCCCUGGCACAGUAGCAGGCCCCAUGGGGUAUGGAAGAGGCCUUUGCCUUCCUCAGGAAGGGCUCAUUGCCCUUUCUUACACCUUCUUCCUACUGAAAGUUCUAGCAGUCUGGCUGUGACAUGUAGGAUGACAGGCCUGUGUUCCUUGGUUUAGGAUGUUCGAGUCUUCCGAGACCUGUUAACAUGGGCCAGUGAAGGGCUCUCCAUCUUUAGAGUUUCCACAGGGAACAUUGAAGUCUUCCAGAAACCUAAAGGAGCUAGGUUAGAUACUUGGCAGUUAGCCAUGACUGUCCCUUCCUUCCCCCAGAUAAGCAUUUCUCAUUCCUGGGUUGGGUGCUAUGGGCAUCACAAGCAUCACAACCCAGUUUCUUCCUGCCUACCUUCCUUGAGGGGCCAUCCCAUCAUCUUUCUUAGUGAUCCCAGGGAAAACAGGUACCCCCUUCAGACCCUUCCCUGGCCAUGGAGCCACGUGGGACCUGACCAUCUGGCUCCCUUGCUUGCUGGGUCUUUGUUCCUUCACAGCAGUCAGCGCCCUCUCUGCUAUACCUGCCCACUUCCUCAAUAAAGUAUGAGUGGCGACA
Messenger RNA from Cavia porcellus (domestic guinea pig), 4354 nucleotides. It is a transcript of the gene Smyd5, whose product is annotated as SMYD family member 5. The transcript is spliced from 13 exons. The record is from RefSeq and is a predicted model, not a curated record. Gene Ontology annotation, molecular function: histone H4K20 methyltransferase activity; protein binding. The coding region runs from base 1886 to 3136 and encodes 416 amino acids. NCBI's taxonomy places the organism in Eukaryota, Metazoa, Chordata, Mammalia, Rodentia, Caviidae. Gene Ontology annotation, biological process: negative regulation of gene expression, epigenetic.